AUGAUAUUCAGACUAGUGUUGGUGGCCUUGCCCUCGCUAGUUGUGCGGUCUGCAGUCCCGCCAUGUGCUAUCAAAGGUACGGCAUACAAGGACCCUGAAGUUACAAAGCCCAAUGGAGGCAAACCCUACGACGCAUUGGCGUGCCAGAUGUACUGCGAGACCAACCCGGACUGCACCGUUUUCACCUACUACAAAGACUCCAAGGACUGCUGGAUGUUAGGCACCGCCGUGGUGGAUUCAACGGGACAUGGAGAAGAUGUGAUUAGCGGGCCCGAAGACUGCGACCACCUACUUCCCGGCACCGCGGGGAAGAUCGAGCCGAACCCUCUGCGGCAGUAUCCCGGCGUCGUGGUGAAGUCUGAGGAGCCCGCCGUCUCAGCGCGGGAGGAGGCCGUGUCGGACAGCGCCGUGGCCGAAGAGACCCCGAGCUCGGGCUUCCCGUGGGCGUGGCUGCUGGGAGGAUGCGCGGUUGGUGCUGUGCUGGUGGGUGUCUACUGGUGUGCAGCAGGCGAGAAGCGAGCAAGAGGGAAGACCUCUCGCGGGACGAAGGUUGAAGCCGACCUGGAGAUCCCUCAGAGUGACCAAAUGCCACUAGUGGAGCCAGGUCCUCUGGUGAACCCCGCGCAGCCGGCAUGGAUCGCGGCACCUCCAGUGCCGCAGUACUACUCUCAGCAGCUCCAAAUGCAAGCCCCGCUUUACCAGCCCAGCUAUCUGAGCUAUCCAAACCAGGUCUACUAG
Messenger RNA from Symbiodinium sp. CCMP2456, 738 nucleotides. Lineage: Eukaryota; Dinophyceae; Suessiales; Symbiodiniaceae. The record is from the annotation of a GenBank genome assembly.